Branchiostoma floridae (Florida lancelet) is the source of this 5052-nucleotide messenger RNA. Its product is annotated as cytochrome P450 26A1-like. The record is from RefSeq and is a predicted model, not a curated record. Gene Ontology annotation, biological process: sterol metabolic process. Gene Ontology annotation, molecular function: heme binding; iron ion binding; oxidoreductase activity, acting on paired donors, with incorporation or reduction of molecular oxygen. The transcript has 5 exons. NCBI's taxonomy places the organism in Eukaryota, Metazoa, Chordata, Leptocardii, Amphioxiformes, Branchiostomatidae. Bases 2755 to 4311 code for a protein of 518 amino acids.
GCAGAAUACCAUGUUUAUAUUUCAUCAUAAAUGAUCCAAACGACUUGCACAUUUAGAUAAUCCAUGCAGAGUGAUGUACACCUUUAACAAAGUAACACACGUAACAAGUAUUACUAAAAAAUGAAUUAGCGCACUUUUGUACUAAUUAUGCAAAUCAGUCAACAAUUUGCAUAAUUGGUAUCUGUAGAUGUUCCAGCUGCCAUAUAUUACAUGCCACAUAUAACAAGUUUCUAUUAUGGAACACACUGCAAUUAUACAUUUACUAACAAAUUAUGUAAAUCAGUUCCAAAUUUGCAUAACUGGUAUCUCAUCGUGUACAUCUAGGCUAUCUGUAUACCGAGUACCAUGAAAAUCCUUCAUCCCUUUGCUCAUCCUUCAAAGAAGCUACCCCUGCAGUUCCAGAGCAAGCUACUUGAGAGUGGGCCACCCAUCCCACUUCUUCUUUACAUAAAAUGCUAACUGUCACCAAAAUAGUCAAGACCAAGCCAUGUCCAGAAAAAAAGUACAAAUAACGUUUUGCUGUAACGUUAGUACCAAUGUCACAAACAGAAACGACAAACUAUACCUCCAUUUUUCAUAGAGUUAACUACUUUUUACUCGGAGGUGGCACAUUAGAUCUACUAUAUCUCCAUUUUGUCUAAGUCAGCCAUUUAACCCAAAUCUUGUGACCUGGGAGCACCUUAUGUGGCGGUGUGUAGUAUAGGAGGCAAUGUGUCAGUGUAAAGUGUUCACUGGGAUCACUGCGACCUGGGGCACAUUCCUCGUGUCACCCAUCCGCGACAGUUCGUGUCCCAACCUCAGUAUCUCCCUAUCAUCUACAGUGCCAAAUUGCACCACUCAAUGUCCAAUUAAAAGGUAAUUAAUAUUCCUGUCACUGGCACCCUCGGCUAUUUAGUCUAGAGGAUCGUUUCAUGAGCCUUCUUUAUGACGUAUAAUUUGGACGUGUUUCGACAUUUCAGACACAAUUUUCUCCAAAGGUUUGUUUUUGUGGCCCUCCCAGGACCUCACACGACUGUCGGCAUGUUACUUCGUGUGGCCGUAAAGCGAUGUCUGUGGCCAGCGACUAGAGAGUCAAAUUUAUGGAAGUAACACUUCCAAAGACCUGACGUCACAGGAAUAACUAUAUAGAUUUUCACUGGUCCCUUCUUCUACUUCUAACUUUGAUGACAAAAAUACACCUGCUCGUCUGGUACAGAGAACCAGAGCAUAAGGUCCUCUCUCUUGUUCUUCUGACCUUUCGGGACAGAUGAUAAGCCCUGGUCGCUUUGGUCGCAUUUUCAAGUCCUCAUUCGGUCAUUGUAUGGAAGCGCCACCCCGGGCCAUGUUUCAUAACACUUACUUCCUGGGUCUGCUAGAAACUUAAAAAAGUAAAAUCUAUUCAAAGUCAUCUAUGAGGCUGGGAGACAGUGUGGAUACCCCAAAACCAAACUUAAAAGACCUCCAAUUUUUGUGGAGAUAAAUUUAUCAGACCCUUCAUUUUUUGUAUGUUUAGAUUUUUUUACAGAAAGCUUGUCUUAAAAUCACUUCCUCCUCUUCUGUACCGGCACGAUAAUGUACCGCUCUCCUGGCGUCUCCAUUGCGAACACAUGCACUGGUCACUUCCCCGUCCGCCGCCACGCGCGUUUAGAGAGGUGAGGACAAGCUAGCAUUCCGGUAGGCAGGUAAGGACACUGUCGGACGUCGGCACCAAACCCUUUAUCCACUGGGCGCGCUGGCGUAGUGGAAUGUGGCCUAGAAACAUGCGGGCCGUCCAAUAGAGCUGUCAAUCACAACCUGCCGUAAUUUGAAGCGUGUCUCCUCUCGCUGGUCGUGAGUUGCGGUCCCUUCAUGCCCCACACCUUGCAGACACGCCCGGCAGCUCUGCACCGCUCCCCCCUACAGCUCGCCUUUUGUCUCAACGGACAAUGGCCAACAAAAGCUCGAGUGCGGCUCCAGGUAUUCGGAACAUUCACUUGAAUUGCCGUCGAUUGAUCGACAGCGAGGUGUCAAAAGGCAGGUGAAGUGCUCCUCAAAUAAAAGGAAGCCGUCUUUAUGAACUCCAGGUGAACUUUUGUUGAACUUUGCCUGACCCCCCCGUCCACUGACCUAUUGCUAGCCGCACAGAAGGACCUGAUGACACAUAACAAAAACUCCCUCUCCUGUUGAAGUUGAAAGACAGCUCACGUUACGGCGGCGUGCGCGAUAAUGGGGACAGCAGUGAUCAAAGCAUGCGGUUGUUUUUGGACAGGCCGGCUGACUGAGGCAGCCCGGGGCUGUCUAUAGCCAGGGUGAAUCCAGGAUUGACCCCCAGCCCAUGUGAUGCCCCUUCCGUCUUCUAACUAAUGCAAGACAUGCAAAUACUGAGAGCUCUUAGCUCGCUGAUUGGUUGUUGGCCACAAUCAAUGCAGGUGUCUUUCAAGAGCAAGCUAUCCAACAUAAGAGGUCCUGAGUGCUGGCCGGGCUUGUAGUCCAGUACAUUCCCCAGUACACUGGCUACUGUCGGCAACCCCAUACAAGCCCAACACCAGCCAGUUGGAUUUUACCGGUGCACUCAUCUUACAAUAUAUCAACAUAGACUUUCAUUUUGAGUUGAGCAGAGUGAGUGAGCGGCGUCAGGGUUCAGCGCCUGGCGACAGCCAUUGAUCGGCUCGGGCGAGACACCGAGCCCGCCACGCUCUCGGCUCGUCCAUCAGGCCCGCUUGGCUGCGGCAAAGGGUCACCGUCACUCCAUAUAAACUCCAGGCGAGCCUCUCAUCGGGAGAUAAAACUGCAAAGAUGCUGGUGGAGCUGGUGACUGUCCUCGUCCUGCCUUGUGUCGCUCUCCUGCUCUCCUGGAAGCUAUGGACGCAGUACUACACCUGGUCCGACCCUGGCCCCGACACCCCCCUGCCGCCCGGCAGCAUGGGUCUACCCUUCAUCGGAGAGACGCUUAGCCUCGUUACGCAGGGAGGCAAAUUCAGUUCCAGCAGACAUGCGCAGUACGGGGAUGUCUUCAAGACCCACAUCCUGGGCCGCCCGACCAUCCGCGUAAGAGGGGCGACCAACGUGCGCAAGAUCCUGCUGGGAGAGAACCACAUCGUCACCAGUCUGUGGCCGCAGACGUUCCGCACGGUUCUGGGGACCGGGAACCUCGCCAUGAGUAACGGCGAGGAGCACAGGCUGCGCAGAAAGGUCAUCAUGAAGGCCUUCAACUACGAGGCGCUGGAGAGGUACGUCCCCAUCAUGCAGGAGAUCCUGCGCGAGGCUGUCCAGCGGUGGUGCGGGGCUCCCCAGCCGGUGACUGUCUGGCCCAUGGCACGGGAGAUGGCCUUCCGUGUGGCGUCAGCCGUCCUGGUGGGCUUCCAGCACAGCGAUGAGGAGAUCCAACACCUCACCUCUCUCUUCACCAACAUGGUCAAGAACCUCUUCUCUCUCCCAGUCAAGCUACCCGGGAGUGGGCUCAGUAACGGGCUGUUUUAUCGACAAGCCAUCGAUGAGUGGAUGAUGAACCACAUUCAGAGGAAGAAAGAGUUUGUGCUGCAGGGUGGCGACAGUGGAGACGUCUUGUCGCACAUCAUGAACAAUGCGAAGGACAACGGAGAGAAGUUGUCUGACCAGGAGAUCCAGGACACGGUGGUGGAGCUGCUGUUUGCCGGGCACGAGACCACGUCCAGCGCCGCCACCUCCCUCAUCAUGCACCUGGCGCUGCAGCCACAGGUGGUUCAGAAGGUGCAGGAGGACCUGGAGAAGCACGGGCUGCUGCAGCCGGACCAGCCUCUGAGUCUGGAGCAGGUCGGCAGGCUGACGUACGUGGGGCAGGUCGUCAAGGAGGUGCUCAGGCGGCGCCCGCCCAUUGGAGGAGGCUACCGCAGAGCGCUCAAGUCUUUUGACAUCGGCGGUUUCCAUGUGCCCAAGGGAUGGGCGGUACUGUACAGCAUCAGAGACACACACGAAGCCUCCCAAAUCUUCUCCUCGCCGGAGCUGUUCGACCCUGACCGAUGGACCCCCGAGACAUCCCAGGCGCCCCUGGCCCGGUACGAUAUGGUGACGUUCGGCGGGGGACCACGAGCCUGUGUCGGGAAGGAGUUUGCCAAGCUCCUACUGAAGCUUCUGUGUGUGGAGCUGACGAGAAGGUGCCGCUGGAAGCUGGCAGACGACAAGCUACCGGACAUGAAGCUCAUUCCCAUCGUGUAUCCAGCCGACGGCUUACCUGUUAUCUUCACUCCCAUUGGCGGAAAGUCACCUGGUGACGAAAACAAAAAUGGCGUGCCGUAUGAGGAGAGGACAAGGGGCAAGGACUGUCCUAUUCUCUGCUCGGUGUCGUUUGAAAAAGACAUAAACGUCGCGACUUAAACUUUUAAGUAAAGACAAAAAUAUGCACAUCAUCUUGCCAUAAGGUCUAGAUAACCUUCAGAAAACGUUUAUUAGUUACAGAUAAGAGUAACCAAUGAUUCAAUUAACAAUCCGGAACACAGGGUCAGACACGACAGAACUAUAUUUGCAAUUUAAAAAAGUAUAUCAAUAUAAAAGUAAACAUUAACGCAAAAAUAUAAGAAUAUAUACAUGUGUAGAAGAAGUUAACAUUUUUUAUUCAAUACUACUUAAUACUACUUAAUAAUUAGUAUAUGAGAAUGUUAAACAUUAAUUUGUAAGAGGAAUAUUAUCCAAGGUACUGCCAGCAUGCUCUCACGAGUCUGUCUCGUACAUGUAAAUAUGCGAAAGGAACUUUUAAGCUUUUGUCAUGUGUCGUGUGAUGUGAAUUUGGAGGAAGCACUAAUAGCACACUCAGACUUCUGUAUUACAUAUGGACUCCCACAUUUUAUUCGGAAAAGGGUACAGCUAAUUUUAUUUAUGGUGUCGGUUACAUGUUCCACAAGAGGGUUAUUUGUCAUAAUAAGCAUGUAGCCAACGGAAGACAGCAAAGUUAAUGGCUAAGUAUUUCGUUUGAAAAUAUAGGGGUGUUAUUAUUGACAAUGUUAAAACAUUGUAUGCUAAUCCAGAGAACUGAGUGCAUCAUACUACAUUGUGGAAAUUUGGUUUAACUGCAGACUGUGUGCCUACUGGCACCGCGUAAUAAAUAGAUACAAGGCAUCA